AUGGAGUUCGUUCAUUCAAAUAAAGGCAAUUUAAAGGUGAUUUUUAAAGGCUAUGUUUAUAUCAAGCAAAACAAUCUGGCGAACGGCGUUGUGUCAUUUGAGUGUUCCAAAAGACGCAACAAGGCAGAAUGCAGAGCAAAAAUAAAAAUUCAUGGUGAACAGCUUGUUGGACGUUGUAAUGAGCAUUCGCAUGGACCAGCUCCAUCUCAACUGGAACUUUGUAAAGUAGUGCAGCAGAUAAAACAAAUGGCAGAAGAAACGGAAGCAACACCCCAGCAGAUCAUCACUCAGUCCAUUACUACGAUUAGCGGAUAUGCCAAGGCCGAACUGCCCUUGGUUCCACACAUACGGCGUAACAUCAGGCGUCAACGUCAAACGCUAAAACAUCCACUGUCUGAUCCAAGGAAUGUUGAUGAUAUAAUCAUUUCUGAACAAUAUACAAUGACACAAGUUGGACAACAAUUUCUUCUGUUCGAUUCCGGUGCCAAAUCAAAAGGUACGAUGUUAUUGUUUGGAACCAAGGACAACCUUAGGUUAUUGGAGGUUAAUCAGCACUGGUUUAUGGAUGGUACAUUUAAAACAGCUCCUGCAUUGGUCAAUGGACGGACUGUUCCAUGUGUUUAUGCCUUACUUCAAAACAAAACACAGGAAACAUACACAGCACUCUUAAACACAAGCCUUCAACCAAUUUCUAUUAUGAUUGACUUUGAAAUGGCUGUGAUAAAAAGCGUUGAAAGGGUAUUUCCAAAGUGUGAGGUAAAAGGAUGUUUCUUCCAUCUUAGCCAAAAUAUAUACAGAAAAAUUCAGGACUCUGGCCUUCAACAACUCUACCAAGUUGAUAGUGAAUUUGCUCUCAAGCUCAGAAUGCUACCUGCAUUGGCUUUUGUUCCCUGUUCCUAUUGA
This is a messenger RNA of Physella acuta, 903 nucleotides long. RefSeq lists its product as uncharacterized. NCBI's taxonomy places the organism in Eukaryota, Metazoa, Mollusca, Gastropoda, Physidae. The record is from RefSeq and is a predicted model, not a curated record.